Artibeus jamaicensis (Jamaican fruit-eating bat) is the source of this 3273-nucleotide messenger RNA. RefSeq names its product olfactomedin like 1 (gene OLFML1). Gene Ontology annotation, biological process: signal transduction. The coding region runs from base 477 to 1682 and encodes 401 amino acids. The record is from RefSeq and is a predicted model, not a curated record. The transcript is spliced from 3 exons. Lineage: Eukaryota; Metazoa; Chordata; Mammalia; Chiroptera; Phyllostomidae.
AGUUCCAACUCUGAGAAGUUGGGAGUGGUGUGUGUUAGGUCUGGGCUGGGAUUGGACUGUAGAAUCCCCUUGGGAAGGAAAGCAAAAGUAAAAGAGUUUUGGGAGAGGGGAGAAGCCCUUCCUGCACUCACCCCGAUGCACAUUCACCUAGGCCUAGAAGCAGGGUGCGGCCACUAGGCUGGGGAGGGUCUGUGCGUGUCAAGGGUGAUGUCGACAGAUGCUGGACCCAGGAAACUCUCUACCCCAAGUCGGCCUGCAGGGCCUCCAGGGACCAGCUUGCCAACAGCUGGACUUGAUCACCAGCUUUCAAAGUGAGGUCACACAUCUGGUGGAAUAACAAGCAAACUUUGCUUUCCGGCUGUUUUUAGAGGAUUUUCACAGCAGCGGCUAGAAACCGGGAAACCACCACCUAGACCCUUGACUCUUCUCAGAGAGGCACAGCAUAGGGGAGUCCACCGUGGGUGGUUUGCAGGACGAUGCUGGCCCUUCAGCGAGCUUCUGCUUUCCUGGUUCUGCUCCUCUCAGCUUUUCUGCCUCCGCCACAGUGCGCUCAGGACCCAGGCAUGGUGCACUACAUCUACCAGCGCUUUCGAGUCAUGGAGCAAGGACUGCAAAAAUGUACACAAGCAACGAGGGCAUACAUUCAAGACUUCCGCGAGUUCUCGAAAAACAUAUCCGUUAUGCUGGGACAAUGUCAGACCCACACGACCGAGUAUAAGAGUGCAGUGGACAACCUGGCACUGAGGGUCGAACGUGCCCAGCGGGAGAUUGACUACCUAGAGUACCUGCGAGAAGCCGACUUGUGCGUAGAAGCAGAGGACAAGAUGCUGGCGGAAAAGCUAGUCCAAGAAGCCGAAGAAGAGAAAAAGAUCCAGACUCUGCUGAAUGCAAGCUGUGACAACAUGCUAACGGGCAUAAAGUCUCUGAAAAUAGUGAAGAAGACUAUGGACACACAUGGCUCUUGGAUGAAAGAUGCCGUCGGCAACUCUCCCAAGGUUUAUUUCUUAAUUGGAUCCAGAAACAACACUGUUUGGGAAUUUGCAAACAUGCGGGCACUCAUGGAGGAUAGCACCAAGCCAGGCCCCCGGAAGCUCAUCUUAACACAUUCCUGGCAGGGAACAGGCCAAGUGAUCUACAAAGGCUUCCUAUUUUUUCAUAACCAAGGAACUUCCAAUGAGAUAAUCAAAUACAAUCUGCAGAAGAGGACUGUGGAAGACCGAAUGCUGCUCCCGGGAGGAGCAGGCCGAGCGCUGGUCUACCAGCACUCGCCAUCAACUUACAUUGACUUGGCUGUGGAUGAGCAUGGGCUCUGGGCCAUCCACUCAGGGCCAGGCAUCCAUGGCCAUUUGGUUCUCACUAAAAUUGAGCCUGGCACACUGGGAGUGGAACACUCAUGGGACACUCCUUGUGGAAGCCAGGAUGCAGAAGCUGCGUUCCUCUUGUGUGGGGUUCUUUAUGUGGUCUAUAGUGCUGGUGGCCAUGGCCUGCAUCGCAUCACCUGCGCCUAUGACCCACGAGGCACUAUCAGCGAGGAGGAUCUGCCCAACUUGUUCUUUCCCAAGCGGCCAAGAAGUCACUCCAUGAUCCAUUACAAUGCCAGAGAUAAGCAGCUCUAUGCCUGGAAUGAUGGAAACCAGAUCAUUUACAAGCUCCAGACAAAGAGAAAGCAACCUCUGAAGUAAUGCAUUACUUCCCAGAGGGAGAGGACCUUGGCCUUGGAAGCUUCUCUCCAGGACAUGGGUGCCACAGCCCCUUUUACAAUACUGUAUCCCUCUAAGCACAUACAGCGAUACAGUCUAGAAGUCAAAAUGCAUGUGUAUUCUCCCUGUUGUUACUGCCUUAGAGACCUUCUAAGAGCUUAAAUGAGAGUCUGUCAUUCAGAAAUUUCAACAAAUUCUAACCCAUCCAAACCUCCCAGCACUCAAAGCCUUCCACAUUCUGAUCCAGCUUACUUCCAGCCUUUUCUUUUACUAGCAUUUACUCUAACUCCACCCAUCCCACGCCUCCAAGCAGUUAGACUUGUGGGCCACCCCUAAUACUCCUGGCUUUUCUCUUCUCUGGCCUUUGCUCAAACUCUUUCCUCUUUUACACAAGCCUUUUGAUAUUCUAUUUUUACUCCCCAACUAAACUACUAUUUUUUUAUUGAUGUUUAAUCUUGAUUUUCCCUGGCUCUGCCUCUCCAUCAAGCUAGAUAGAUAUAAUAAUAAGUUAACUACAUUAACAUUUGAAUACCACCUUCCAGGUACAAAGUGUUUGCACCUAUGUUACAUCAUUUAAUUCUUACUUUAGUCUUGUAUGUAGGACAGAUCUUUGUAGUUGCCAUUUUAGAGAUGAGGAGAGCUUAGGUGAGCCAUUCAAAGUAACACAGCUACAAAAUAAAAGCUAGAUACUGCAAAUCCCAUCAUUUUUUCAUUGCCCCAGGAAGCAUCAAAUACAAGGGAGGACCCCCCAAAACAGGAAUUAUCUUCUAGAGGGCUGGCCCCUUGUAAUACAGACUUUGCCCCACUAGGUAAAUGUUCUAGGAACCCAUCUGUAUCAGUGUACCAAUUGGCGUUGUUGUGAGAGGCUGUGUUUGGCUUCAGGGAAUUUUUUUGAAGACCCUCUCAAUGGGUUUACCCAUUUCAUGAUAAGCGAUUUACCAGCACACUGGCCCACACUGCACUGAGUAUUCAGCAGCUUUUUGACCAAAGACGGCACGACCAUCAUGCCCCACCCUCCCUAUUCACCUGAUCUCAUCCCAAGGGACUUUUUUUUUUUUUUCCCAGAUGAACAGGAUCUCAAAGGGCAAUGUGUUACCAAUGUGGAAGAGGUGAAACAAACAAGUGGCAGAAGCAUUAAAAGGAAUCAAAAUCAACAAGUUCAAAAACUGUUUUGAGCAGUGGGAAAAUGUCUUAAUAGGUGUAUUGCAUCAGAUGGAGAGGACUUUGAAGGUGCCUGAAGUUUAAACAUGUAAGAAUAAAUACACAAUUUUUUAUAAAUAAAUUGCAGUUUUUUUUUGGUCCCCCCCCCCCGUAUGCAUGUUUGUUAAACGAAACUUUUAUAAGCAAUACAUUCAUCAUUUUAUACUAAAAAUAAUGGUCUUCCCCUUUAAACACUUUUCAUGUCCCCACAAGACCUUCCUAUGGGGUUUUCAAAAGCUACUUACUUGCUCCAGAAAACCAGCCUGAGGGUGAGGACCCUACCUCUAGUCUCCUCUUGUCUAACUUUCCCUGCAUCUCUCUUCUUGCUUGAGAUACAAUAAAACUGACACUAAGCAAACAAAUCUCAUCGGGG